AUGAAAAUGUAUAGAGUCUGUAUGCUAGCAACUAGUGCCUUUGCCGAGGCUAACGAGUCGAUUAAGCUGGUUUUAGGAAGGCCGGGCUUGAUUCUGAAAGGCAAGGAGCAAGCCCGAGAAAUAGCGAUAGAUCAAAUUGAAGAAAUUGAGUACGAUGAAGAGGUAUGUGAGCUGAGUAUAUCAGAAAUCAGUUCGGGCGAGUUGGUAGUUUUAAGAAUGCAACUGCUGUAUAAAGUUAGCGGUUGUGAUACGGAGUGUGGUAGUAGCAACGAUUGUGAUGAUAAGGAUAGUGAGAAUCUAAAUAGCAGUGAUAAUUGUGAAAAUGGAGAUAGUGAUUGUGAUGAUGGUUUGGAUGUGCUAGAGCAGUUCAAAACUGAUGUAACCGGAUGGGUAGAAGACUGGGCUGGUGAAGAAUGGAGUAUGGAUAAAGUGCGCCGAAUGGGUAGUUUGGGGUGUAAUUUAGAACGAGUGGGGGAGUGGGUUGUGCGGAUGAAUGGUUUGCAAGAGGUAGAGAAACUUUAUCGAGCAGGUGCAGUGGCGGCCGCUCAAAAUAUGCUUAAGGAACUUGGACAUAUUGAGAGUUCGCGACUGAUUGAAGCUCUGGCGGUCAAAGAAGAGUUGCUUCAGGAAGUGCUUGGGCUGAGCCAGGAUGCAGAGAUGGGACUGAGUGCUCAAACAGACCGGGCCGAGACAGAAAUGAGCCGCAAGCUGCAUUGGAUAAAGGAGCACUUUUAUAAGGAUGUGAUUGGUAUGGCACGAACACCUGUUAUUGAUCGGAUGAUAGUGGAAUGCCAGGCGAAACUAAUAUCCUGGCUUGAGGCAGGUCAGCCAAUGGUGCUUACUAAAGAAGAGAUUAGAAAGAGUUUGGUGCAACUACUUCAUUGCAACCCCCAGGGGUUUUUAGAUAUGUGUAUGGCCUUGCGGCCAUUGGACUUAUUGCGACAAACCGAGGGGCUGGGCGGUAGUGAAGAAAUACACCUACUAAGCAUUUUGAGCGCUAACUUAAGUGACGAGGCCUGUAAGUACUUUAGCGCAGACGAGAAACGUGUGCUGGCAGUCUUUCGGCGGUUCAAUAGUUGUAUAGAAAACCAAGAGUGGGAGAAUCUCUUUUACCUACACAAAGUUGUUUGUCUGUUGCUCCUAUCAGAAGAUAAUAAGCUGGCUUUAGUUGUGACCGAAGCAUUACCCGUGCUUUUUGAAAAGGAAGGCCGGGCCGAGAUGCACAGUAUUGGCAAGUGGAACUACUAUGGCACAGAACAUCGGCUGAGUUUGUUCCAUUUAAAGGUACUACAGCAGACAAUUGAGUCAAUGUCUAAGCAUUUGAAGUUAUAUUUGCUGACGUCCGGUGCCUUGCUGAGCAUCGAGCAGGCUUUUAGAGAAAGAAUAGGCCCAGAUAAGAUUGUAUUGGGUAAGAUAAUCAAAGAGAUUUUGGAAUCAAAAGACCGGGUACUACGGAAGUACCUCCGCGAAAUACACUUCCCCGAAAAGGUUCAGAAAGGCAUUUCAGAAAUAGACAUCAAAGAAGUAACGGCUUUAAAUGGAGUCGCCGCUUCAAUCGAGAAUAUUAUUCACCGUGAUUUUAGCAGGUAA
Nematocida homosporus is the source of this 1590-nucleotide messenger RNA. RefSeq lists its product as uncharacterized. The record is from RefSeq and is a predicted model, not a curated record. The transcript has a single exon. Bases 1 to 1590 code for a protein of 529 amino acids. Lineage: Eukaryota; Fungi; Microsporidia.